Molecule: messenger RNA, 729 nt
Organism: Morchella sextelata
Lineage: Eukaryota; Fungi; Ascomycota; Pezizomycetes; Pezizales; Morchellaceae
Exons: 5
Coding region: 1-729 (242 amino acids)
Molecular function (GO): tRNA dihydrouridine synthase activity
Source: RefSeq, a predicted model, not a curated record
AUGAUACUUGCAAAGGAAUUCAUUUCAGCACCAGCUCAGAAGACGGGCCACUUGUUGUCCAAUUUGGAGCCCAUACAGUUUUGGAUUUUGCCAAAGCCGCAGAACUGGUACAGCCCUACUGUGAUGGUGUGGAUCUCAAUUGUGGAUGUCCACAAACGUGGGCCAUUCAGGAGGGUAUUGGAUGUGGGCUCAUGCGAAAGCCAGAGCUUGGAGACUGUAAGAUUCGUUGCCAUAGUCGAAUCUGGUGGCCCAGAUUACAUCACUGUUCAUGGACGGCGGAGAUCCCAAAGAUCAAGUGAACCUGUAAAUUUGGAAGCAAUCAGACUCAUCAAGUCCGUCGCGAAGGUUCCAAUCGUUGCGAAUGGUGAUGUUUUCUGCUUGGAUGAUGUAGAUAGGAUUAUCAAAGCAACUCGGGUCGAUGGCGUUAUGGCCGCUCGUGGGUUAAUGGAAAACCCUGCUCUCUUUGCUGGUUACUCGACGACACCCUGGGGCGCCGUCGAGAAGUUUCUUCAUCUUAAUAUGACUCUUGGACCACUACCUCAUCAACUUACAGUACACCAUGUUGGGGAAAUGAUGCUCAAGAUGUUAAACAAAAAAGAGAGGUCGAGCAUGGUUGACAGCUCCUCAAACACUGUAGAGCUCUUGGACUGGUUAGAUGAGAGAUUCGUUUUGGCAAGGCCAUCUGAUGAAGGGUUUGGAAAGGGCGUUCAUGCAGUGAGGAUUGUCUAG